AUGAAUAUAACGGACUAUACGGACGGCUGGUACGAGUUUACCGAUAUUAUGCCGACCGCGACGAUAUCUCCUUCUGGUUAUGUUACAUUUGAUGAUAUUAUGUCAACGACAAUGGCUACUACUACAGAGUCAUCAGAUAUAAGAUCAUGGUUAACAAAUUUAGUGCUACAGAGGGCUGCAAUCCAGGGCAGUUUUUGGCAGGGUUUCGUAGCUUCGAUAUCCGUCGUAAUUGUCUCCGAAUUGGGAGAUAAGACUUUCUUCAUAGCUGCCAUUAUGGCAAUGAAACAUCCAAGAGUCAUAGUGUUCGCUGGUGCUAUAUCAGCGUUAGUUUUCAUGACGAUACUUUCGGCAGCCUUUGGGUGGAUAGCCACAGUGAUACCGAGGGUUUACACUCAUUAUAUUAGUGCAGCGCUGUUCGCAAUAUUUGGUUUGAAAAUGUUAAGAGACGGUUGGAAAAUGGACCCCAAUGAAGGCCAAGAAGAAUUGGAGGAAGUUCAGAGUGAAUUAAAAAGAAGAGAAGAUCAGGAAGAUAAAGAGGAGUCUGUGGAUAUGUUAGAAAAGGGUGAAGCAGAAACCCGUCGAAGAAAACGAAAUGCGUUAAUCAAAGUGCUUUUGCAAGCUGCGUCUUUGACUUUUUUAGCGGAGUGGGGAGAUAGAUCACAGUUAGCAACAGUAGUGCUCGCCACUCGUGAAGACGCAGUGGGGGUUGUCGUCGGGGGGUCGUUAGGACACGCCCUGUGUACAGGCCUGGCUGUAAUUGGGGGUAGGAUGGUGGCACAGAAAAUAUCCGUUAGAACUGUUACCAUUAUCGGCGGGCUAGUGUUUCUGUUCUUCGCGGUGAGUGCGCUAGUGAUUGGACCAGGGGAA
Brenthis ino (lesser marbled fritillary) is the source of this 867-nucleotide messenger RNA. Lineage: Eukaryota; Metazoa; Arthropoda; Insecta; Lepidoptera; Nymphalidae. The record is from the annotation of a GenBank genome assembly.